GUGCUGUGCUGUUUUGGGGUUUUCUGUUUUUUUGCUCGCUGCUCCAACUUGUGAAAGAUAUCCUUUUCACGUGACUUGUUUCUGUGUGCCCACGUGUUCUAUACAUUGUCUGUUGAGAGAGAGAGAGAGAUAGAGGGAGCCCUACCAACUGUCAGUAUUGAGUACACUACUCUACAUUAAUCUACACUUAUCUUCAAGUUAAAGCCUAAUGAGCACAGCAUCAUGCCCACGCAGCCCACGGACAGAGAAGCGAAUAUCGGAGAAGCUUCGGAGACGGGAGAUGACGAUGAAUGGAGACAUUGCGGACAAACUGUUCAGACCGGACUUUGACCGAAUGACGCUCGAUCUGUCCAUCAACAACCGUCCUGAUGUGUCGCCGAUAAAUUCGUCUCCAGAGAAGGCUAACGGUAAACACAAAGAAAGAGGAGAAGAUGGCUUCAAUAAGAACAGGAUCGAGGCUGCCUUGGGCUCCUACGCAGACUUCAAGCAGUUGCGGAAUUUCCAAAGAAUGCAAGGAAUUUCCUCUCUGCAAUCCCCCACCUGCACUCCCUCCCCCACCUGCACCGCCAACAAAGACAAACGCAAGAUGCCUGGCUCAACACGUGACCGCGACCCCAUAGCAACGGACUCUUCCACUACCAGCCACGUGACCACCAAAUCAACUGAUCUGAGAGAUAAGAUCAACAAAUCACGGACAAAACCAUGUGAAGUACCACGUGGUGUUCAGGUGACACAUCGGGCUCUGAAAGAGAGGGUGGAGAAGGAGGGCCUGUUAGAGUUCACCAAGUUACCUGGGAGCAAGGUCAAAAUUGAGGAGUCGGGUGAUGAGAGGAGAACUAAACAGGACAAGAGGAAAUACCACAACUCCAGCUCCACAGAGAGACGGAGAUCUUCCAGCGACCGUAAGGACUCCUCCGAAACCAGACACCUCUCAGGCGAGAGAAAGAGGGACCAGAGACGGAAAUCUGACCACAGACACCGGGACAGAAAGCGCCCUCACACAGCUGGAUCUGGGAUAGAUAGUGAUAUCGAGAGUGAUACUACCCUGUCUACCAGUGACAUCUUCAGACUCACUAGCAUAUUCAAUGUGAUGAGGUGUAACGGUGCUGGAGACAUGUCACCUCUACCUCACUCCCACAAGAAGACCUUAUCCUCCUCUCAAUCACGAUAUUCAGCUCCCAGAUGCGUAAGAGCAGAAGUGGAAUCUGAAGAUUCGGACGAGGAGGAACUCGACUUGGAGAAACUGAAGGCAAAAUUGAUGGACGAUUCUAUCCUGCCGUCCUCACCCGCCGUCAAGCUGAAAGGGAAACUGAUGGACGAGCCGUCCUCAACAGUGAAACUGAAACCGAAAGUGAUUGAGCCGUUGGUAUCUGCUGGAGAUCUCAGUGGUUCUGAUAUUGAUAGUGACCAGGACUGUGACGAGUUCCCUCUCAGUAAGAGCGUGAUGGAAAUUGACGUAAAAAAGGAACCUUUAUCUGACCCCGAGCCACGGUUCAAAUUCGACAGCAAUCCAAGUGUGAAAUUAGAGGAUCCGAAACCGAAAGUGAAAGUUGAGGAGAAACCUACAAUAAAGCAUGAGGAGAAACCGAAAAUGAAACCCAGGGUGAAGCUGGAAGAAAGACCAGUUGAGGACAGCGUUAAAGUUAAACCGGAAAGGAUAGAUAAAGAAGCUGUAAAGGCUUGUGCAGCAGCUGCAGCCUUCUCCUUACCAGCCCCUGAAACUUCAAUAGAGGUCGAAAAGAGGGAGCAGAAACCUUUUGUUGCUGUCAACCCGCGGAUGAAAAACGCCUCCCUUUGUGACGAUGAAGGGUCUGGGGCAAUGGGUGAGAUGUUGCGCAACAUCAGGGAAACUCCGGUUACUGAUGAUAAUCUUGUUGAUAUCAGACGAUUGUUGGCUUCAGGUGCCCAGUUUAAUCUGCUGCUCUCUUUUGGUUUUGAGAAGAUUUCCACCAGGUCCCUGAACCACCCCGAACUGAUUUCUUCCGUCAAAUCCUAUCGUUCAAAAAGAGGAGAAUCUGAAUCUUCUAACGAGGAGGAGGGUAAACCACACGAGAAGCCGUCGUGCAAAGUUCCGUGUAUUCCACGUGCAGACCAUGUGACCAAUGUGACCAAAGUGCCGGCCAUGCCGCGCGCAGAACAUGUUGCACGUGGGCAGCAUGAGAAACGCGAAUCUGUGUCACCGGACCGGGAUCAGUCUCCUGACCAAGUCUAUCACAGAGAUAAGCGAGAGUACGGUUACCCACCAAAAAGACGUAGAAUCACAAGAGAGCCCCCAGAAUACGACACAUUCCAACACUCUGCAUACCUGCAAGGUUUACACCAAGUUCCAGGCAUCCACACGAUUGCAGCUAUCCCCAGUUUAGCAUACCUAGUCCAACAACCCAGAAACCUCCUGCCCCCUACCAGGACUCAAUGUACCUUUGCUAGUGUAUCUCAGCAGGACAGUGAGAAGGGUGAUCUGGACAAGGCCCUAAAAGGACUCCUUAAGUUUGAGGUUUACUACAAGAAGGGUCAUGCGUUGAAGAAAGAGGCAGAUAAUAUAACCCACAACCAGGCAUUGAAGAUAAAGAAGUACAUGGAGGCUUCCAUCCAGUACGUAUACGCUGCCCUCAGUGCUCAACAGAAGCAGGAUUUCAAAAGCUGCUACGUGUGGUUGCACGAUACAGCUAAUAUCAUCGACUUUUGUUUGAGACUGCGGUCAAAUAACGGUCUAGAUGUCAGGAUACAGGAUAAGCGAUUAGCAGUCCUGUGUCUCCUACUGGUGUCCCACAUACAACGUACAAUCUGGACCAACAGAAGGGCAGAGUAUCUCAACCUACAGAGGUCAUGUAGCCACAUCAUCAGACAGAAACAGAAAGAGGUCCAGGUACAGAACCGGUCCCAGAGCAGCGGGGGAAACAACAACACCUCCAUGAAAUCAGGAGACUCACCAACUCCCUCACCUGCUGGCAGCUUGAUGAGCAUGGCCAGUUACACUGGAACUGAAGUGUUGGAUACCAACAUGCAUCACAAUACUGAUACUGUUCCAACUAGGUUCAUCAAGGAUAUCUCCAAGUAUUUCAAGCUAGCUCAAGCUCUCAACUGUUGGGUUGAUUACUGGGAGGAGGCCGGCACGUUAGCUCAGCAUUCUUUAGGAUUUUUCAACUAUCUGGACGAACAAGUGUGUCCUAUCAGCUCGACCACUCACCUCUACACUGUGGCACGGUAUGUGGGCCAAGGCCUUGAGAACCUCGACAACUACAAAGAAGCUUCCUAGCCACGUGGUAUCGGUAAUUAAUCACAUGACUUAAUUGAUUGGUCACGUUACUUGAUUGAUUGUUGUUCCUUUGGUAACGGUUUACGCGGUAGUACGUGCAGGCGCUGUCUUUGAUGCCUUUAAAGAUAAACAUUUUAUGUUGAGAAAUAUGUUCUUCAUGUAAUGUGGACUUUUGAGAUAAUAUGAUUUGAAUUUUAAGAUAAAUCUUCGAAAUAUAAUUGUUGAAAUUUUUGAAAUGAUUUAAUUCGCGUGGGGAAAGAAAAUAUAUCUGGGGUUAUCCUUGCUCCUUCAUAACGUUAUUUAAUCUGCCUUGCUCCUUUGCAAAGUUAUUUAUCCGGCCUGGUGAGUGCUGUACUAGAGUGGUCUCUGGUUUCCAUCAGGCUAGUUUUAAGUCACGUGCUCGAUCUAUCCACUUUUUUAUAGUCUCCAACUCAUGGUCCCUUUUAUUGAUGUUUUUAGAAGUUUUAUGGAUUUUGAUUGGCAAUUUUUGGCUCAUUUUUAUUUUGGACGCUCUGCCUUUGAAUUUGCUUUAAUAAUAAUAAUAGCGAUAGUUAAUAACUAGGAACACAGCUUACUUUACCACAACUGCAAGCUUUGUGGCAUGUAACGUGACAUGUCACGUGGUAGAUUCGCUAGUUUGUCUAGGUGCUAUUUUUAGGUUAAUUAUCAUGAGAUCUGCUGUCGUGGAUUCCACUAAGAUUCUUCAUAACAAAUUUUGUAAUUUUUUUUGAGUUCAGUCCGACCAAUGCGAUGAUGAAUAGGAAAACGAAAAUGUUGUGAUUUGGUUUUGUCUCCUUUUUUAUUAUUAAGAACCGUCUUUUUGCUUUUAAUAACGGUUAUAGUUGUUUUCAUUUAAUACAAUUUCGGGAAAGCUAUUGAUUAUUCCCCUUCCUCUUUUCACGUAUUCUUUGUGGGGUUUUCUGCCAAGUAAUUUGAAAGAUAAUAUCAGUGUAAAGGGUUAGCGAUUUUAACAUUUGGGAAUGUUUAUAUUCAGAUGGUGAGAUGGCUGACUGCUCGGUUUGAGAAGAUAGCUUAGAACUGCAAAUAUGGCCUUUUUAUUUUAAAAAAUUCCAGUAAAUCAAUAAAGAUUGAAUGAAUACGACCUUAAUUUACUCCAGCUUUGACACACUUUGAUCCCAUUUAACAUUCGUAUGAAAUAAACCUUCAAAUGUUUAGUAGAUUCGAAUAUUGAUAAUUUAAUUCCAUUAAAAUUAGGACACAAUGCAGUACUAGUUAUAUUAUCAGGCCAAGUUGCCAUGGCAUCUCACAACACGUGUUUACUAUCUGUAUUACAAAAAAAUGACAAAAGGGGUGCAAUAUACCAAAAAAAUGUCGACAGGAGAUGUAGAUAGUCGGUGUUUAUGAGAAUUUUACCCCGAUGGAGAUUUUCUAAUCAGCUGGUGUCGAUUUGAUUAUGUUGAUAUGAUUAUAUCUUGAUCUAAUUGAUGUUGUUGAUUCUUCUUUGACGGGUUGAGGUUUUCCAGAGUAUGUAAUAAUCCGAUUUCUAGGUCUCCUGUAUUUAUAAGAUAUUAUAAACAAUACAGAUACGCUAAACCAACACACAUACAAUCACACGAGCACGCUUGUGAAGGACAAAGAGGGAACUAUUUCACCUCCCUGCGUGUGCGUUGUCAUGGUUACACUAGCACGUGCGUGUGCGUUGUCAUGGUUACACUAGCACGUGCGUGUGCGUUGUCAUGGUUACACUAGCACGUGCGUGUGCGUUGUCAUGGUUACACUAGCACGUGCGUGUGCGUUGUCAUGGUUACACUAGCACGUGCGUGUGCUGCGUCACUGUGCCUUCUUUAAGGUCACAUUUCUCAAGAGAGCAGGUAGAAAAGUGCCCUCUAAGUCCGAAUCAAGUUGUGAAGCUUAAUAUAGCUCUGCCCAGAAGCAGAGGACUGUUUUUUUCAAGGGUACUAUGUAUAUGGAUUAUGGAAUGUACACCGUACAAGGUAUUGUAUAUGGCGGCGGCUACCAUGCCGUUUAGCCGCCAUGGAUCGGUCCUGCCGCCACAGCCAGCCCCUUCCAAACAAUAAUACGAGAUAACCGUCAUACUGCUCCUCAAUAUGUACGUUACACAGCAACUUGGUAAGUGUUGUUCGCACACCUCCUCGUUUAACAGGCGUUACUACACCUGAGUGUAGUGAUGGAAAAAACAAUUUGAAAAGUAGCGGCUGAUGGUGGCAGGUUCGGUUGUGAUCGUACAAACGUUCAAUUUGCUUGAAAUUCAAGGUAAUAUGUACAAUGAUAAUACUGUAUAAAGAAAACAUCUUACUUGUUUAUGUAACUAUGGUUACUUGUUUAUGUAACUAUGGUUACUUGUUUAUGUAACUACGGGAACUGUGAUUCCCUGUGAGGAAAAGGAGCCGCGAAAUGACUGUCUCUUUUUCGGCCGACUGAUUGCUGAUUUCCCGUGAGGGUGGAUACUGGAUAUUGAGAAUAUUGAUGAUGAUGAUGAUACGAUAUGAGACUGAGAUUUUGUAUGAUUUUUAAGAGAAUAACAGUGAAUUUGAUUUCUGUGUAAUAUAUGAUAUGUGAUGAACAGAUAUGAUAUCUCCCCGCCGACCUCCAGAAUGACCUUGUUCCGAAUAAAUCUAAUCUUAACGGUUAACCUUAACCAUCCCAAUCAUUUGUAACAUAUCCCGCCAUCUUUUAUCCUGUCCAACUCAACCUUCACAUCCCAAAAGUCUCCAUAUUGACUUAUUAAUGAAACAAUAAAUAAUAGGGCUCUGUCAUUCUGGUGGUGGAGUGGAGAGAUUGCGGUCCGGGUGGACUAAGAAACGGAGGGAAAUCGGAGUGAGAGAGAGAUAAUAUUGAGACAGUGGUACGAGACAGAUGGUCUGUACCGAAAAUUCAGCCAACAGGGCGACCGACUGGCAGGAGAUGACAUAUAAAUUAAUCAGUUGAUUGAUUAUUUAAUUAAUUAAUUAACCGAUUGAUCAGCUUGAUUCAGUGAUCAUUCCUACCAUUGCAAAUGCAACACUUGGUAUUCUCUUAGAGUAAAUCGCAUUUUUGUGGAUGGGACAAAUAACUAUAGAUAUGUUUCCUGGGAGUAUGCCAACUUUCGAAUUGUUAUCUCAGUUUUUUGUUGAAGAUGUAUGUUCUGAUGG
Messenger RNA from Bolinopsis microptera, 6369 nucleotides. RefSeq lists its product as uncharacterized. The transcript has 17 exons. Gene Ontology annotation, cellular component: super elongation complex; nucleus. Bases 209 to 3256 code for a protein of 1015 amino acids. NCBI's taxonomy places the organism in Eukaryota, Metazoa, Ctenophora, Tentaculata, Lobata, Bolinopsidae. Gene Ontology annotation, biological process: regulation of gene expression. The record is from RefSeq and is a predicted model, not a curated record.